Messenger RNA from Micropterus salmoides (largemouth bass), 2396 nucleotides. Its product is annotated as protocadherin alpha-7-like. The record is from RefSeq and is a predicted model, not a curated record. Lineage: Eukaryota; Metazoa; Chordata; Actinopteri; Centrarchiformes; Centrarchidae. Gene Ontology annotation, cellular component: plasma membrane. The coding region runs from base 9 to 2396 and encodes 795 amino acids. Gene Ontology annotation, molecular function: calcium ion binding. Gene Ontology annotation, biological process: homophilic cell-cell adhesion. The transcript has 2 exons.
UAUUUCAAAUGUCCGAUCUUUACAUCAUGGAACAAAGACGACGCCAGUCAUGCAGAGAGCGGACAAAGUGGGUUGCCUAUAUCGUGGUGUUGUUUAUGUUUUGCACCAGAGCUUCAGGACAAUACCGUUAUUCAAUCUCCGAGGAAGUGAAAGAAGGAACAGUUGUUGGUAAUAUUGCUAAGGAUUUAGGUCUUGAUAAGACCACACUGAAAGAGAGAGGGUACCGUAUUGUCUAUGGCACGACAGAGCCUCCUUUUCGAGUAAAUCGAGACGACGGGAUAUUGUAUGUGAAGCGAACAAUUGACAGAGAAGAAGUGUGCGACCGAAGCAAGGUUUGUGUAAUUGACUUAAAGACCGUGUUGGAAAACCCUCUGGAGGUCCACUAUGUAGCAGUGGAAAUCCUGGAUGUAAACGACCACGAACCAAGUUUCCCCGAAAAUGAAAAGAUAUUAGAGAUAUCUGAAUCUGCACUGCCAGGAGCAAGAUUUCAGUUGCAAGCUGCGCGUGAUGCUGAUAGUGGUUCAUUAUCCGUUCAGCAGUAUACCUUGAGUCAUAAUGAACAUUUUCGUUUGGAGGUGAAAGAUCGUGGUGAAGAUCGCAAAACUCCUAGUUUAAUUCUUCAAAAGCCACUUGAUCGAGAAUCUGUUAAGUCCCAUGUGUUACUCCUGACAGCCAUUGAUGGAGGUAAACCUCCACGAUCCGGUAACAUGACAAUAAUUGUUGAUGUCUUUGAUGUGAAUGAUAAUCCCCCAGUUUUCACUCAGGAUUCUUACACCGUGCAGCUAAAAGAAAAUUCUCCUGUUGGUACAACAGUUAUUCAAGUUAAUGCAACAGAUUUGGAUGACGGUUCAAAUGGUGAAGUCGUUUAUUCAUUUGGCAAUGAUGUGGAUGCACGGGCACGUGCACGUUUUGAUUUAAAUUCGGUGACUGGAGUACUUACUGUGGCAGGGUCGAUAGAUUUUGAAGAAUGUAGCAGAUACGAAAUUGACAUCCAGGCAUCCGACAAAGCUGCAGCUACACUUGCUACAGAGAAAAGCGUCAUUGUUCAUAUUGUUGAUGUAAACGACAACGCACCGGAGAUUGAAGUGACAUCUUUUUCACAUGCUCUUCCGGAAGAUUCAAAACCAGGAAUCACAGUGGCCUUGAUUAGUGUUAAAGAUUCGGACUCUGGUCUGAAUGGGCAAGUUAUGUGUUACAUAAACCGAGAGCUUCCAUUUACAAUCACGCCAUCUUUACAAAACAACAUGUAUUCUCUGGUAACCAAAUUGCGUUUGGAUAGAGAGCAGCAAUCGCAAUAUGUUGUAACAAUUGUUGCUAAAGAUGCAGGUGAACCAUCCUUAACAUCAGACAAAACAAUAAACAUUGUUGUGUCAGAUGUGAAUGAUAACAGGCCAGUGUUUUCACAGAACCCAUACACGUUUUACUUAACUGAGAACAACAACCCGGGAGCAUCUAUUUUAUCAGUGACAGCCCGCGAUCAUGACGAAGGUAGUAAUGCCCUUAUUUCAUAUCAUAUAUUAAGGGACAGAGGCGGAGAACAUUUGCUUACAUCCUUUCUCAACAUAAACUCUGAAAACGGAGACAUUUUGGCGCUAAAAAGUUUCGACUUUGAAACUCUGAAAACGUUCCAGUUCCAAGUUGUUGCCUCAGAUUCUGGAACUCCGUCACUGAGCAGCAACGUCACAGUGAACGUGUUCAUUCUGGAUCAGAACGACAACGCUCCAGUCAUCCUGUAUCCAGUCAGCUCUAACGGUUCUGCUGAAGGUGUGGAGGAGAUUCCCCGCAAUGUGAACGCAGGACACUUGGUGACUAAAGUCAGAGCCUAUGACGCUGAUAUAGGAUAUAACGGCUGGUUACUCUUUUCACUGCAGCAAGUCACUGACCACAGUCUCUUUGGUUUGGACCGCUAUACAGGACAGAUCAGAACACUUCGCUCCUUCACAGAGACAGACGAGGCUGAGCACAAACUGCUCAUACUGGUCAAAGACAAUGGGAACGUGUCGCUCUCAGCAACAGCUACUGUGGUGGUCAAACUUGUGGAGCCCAAAGAGGCUUUUGCAGCUUCUGAUGUUAAAAGUUCAGCCAAAGAUGAGGAGGGGACCGACGUGACUUUUUAUCUUAUGAUAACUUUGGGCUCAGUUUCUGUACUUUUUCUCAUCAGUAUCAUCGUGCUGAUUGCAAUGCAGUGCUCUAAAACCACAGACUAUACUUCUAAAUAUCUGCAAGAGACUAAUUAUGAUGGGACACUGUGCCACAGCAUCCAGUACAGAUCUGGAGAGAAACGGUACAUGUUAGUUGGACCCAGAAUGAGUAUAGGAUCUACUAUAGUCCCGGGCAGCCACGCGAACACACUAGUGCUCCCUGACAGGAGGAGGGGAUCUGGAGAGUAUACCUGA